This is a messenger RNA of Cryphonectria parasitica EP155, 820 nucleotides long. RefSeq lists its product as uncharacterized. The record is from RefSeq and is a predicted model, not a curated record. The coding region runs from base 112 to 750 and encodes 212 amino acids. Gene Ontology annotation, biological process: mitochondrial respirasome assembly. NCBI's taxonomy places the organism in Eukaryota, Fungi, Ascomycota, Sordariomycetes, Diaporthales, Cryphonectriaceae. The transcript is spliced from 3 exons. Gene Ontology annotation, cellular component: mitochondrion.
UUUCAGCCUCUAUGCGCACAGAGCGAUGCUCUGCAUAAACCCCCUCCUUCUCCUUCUCCUCCACAGUGCCUCAACUAUACACAACAUAGUGAAAGAAUAAUCCAACUCACAAUGACAAGUCCAGUCAGUGGCAGGCCGCUGCCAUCCAGCUUUGAUGAGAAUGAAGAGUUUUACAAUGAGAGCGGUCUUCAAAAGGUUCUGCGCCGUAUGAAGCAGGAACCUCUGGUCCCCCUCGGAUGCCUUCUGACCGUCGCCGCCUUCACCAACGCCUACCGCGCCAUGCGCAAAGGCGACCACCACCAAGUGCAGCGCAUGUUCCGCGCGCGUGUCCUGGCCCAGGGCUUUACGGUCGCCGCCAUGGUCGCAGGAGGCCUGUACUUCGGAGCCGAGCGUCACAAGGAGCGGGAGACGUGGAAGCAGCAGCAGGAGGAGAAGGCAGAGGAAAAGCGCCAGAAGUGGAUCCGCGAGCUCGAGGCCCGCGACGAGGAAGAGAAGGAUCUGCGCGCGAUGCUAGAGAGGCGCAAGGAGAAGAAGAAGGCUGCCGAUGCCAACGCCGCCAGGGACAACUUCCGUGCCUCCGAGGCGAGGAGGAGUGAGGCCGAUGCGGCACUAGCGGGUGACUCGCCGAGCAGCACGGGCAGCUCGGGCUGGGGGCUUCCUGGAUGGUUGGGCGGCGGCUCAAAAUCCCCAGUUCAAGAAAAGGACGAGACUUCACGGCCCAAAUCUGACUCUGGUCCGUCCCAGAAAUGAUACCCCCCGAUCUCGACCUGGCAACCAUCGGCGAAACCCGGUCUCGCUCGAACUGACGAGACGCCACGAG